AUGAGUCUUACAGAAGCCACAGCCAAUAUGUCACUUCAAGAUGACAAUACACAGACGAAACGGGUGGAUUACAUCAGCUGGCAGGAUUAUUUUAUGGCAGUAGCAGUUUUGGCAGCAAAACGGAGCAAAGAUCCAAAGAGACAAGUUGGGGCAUGUAUUGUCAAUGAUGAGAAAAGAAUUGUAGGCAUUGGGUACAAUGGAAUGCCUAAUGGCUGCAGUGAUGAUGAAUUUCCAUGGGGAAGUAAAAAACAUCAUUUUGUAUGCCAUGCAGAAAUGAAUGCCAUUGUCAACAGCAACUCUGUUGUGAAAAAUUGCACAAUCUAUGUGAGUCUCUUUCCAUGCAACGAAUGUGCUAAGAUCGUUAUACAGUCAGGAAUCAAGAAAGUUAUUUAUCUAUCAGACAAGAAAGCAUAUAAAGAUGAAUACAAAGCUUCUAGAAAAAUGUUAAACGCAGCCAAAGUAGAACUUGAGCAAUAUAAAACAAAUCAAAACAAGAUUGAAAUCGACUUUACAAUUGAAGGUGAUAUGAUGAGCCCCUAG
Messenger RNA from Arctia plantaginis, 540 nucleotides. The record is from the annotation of a GenBank genome assembly. Lineage: Eukaryota; Metazoa; Arthropoda; Insecta; Lepidoptera; Erebidae.